UGCCUUCCCUCCAAUCUCUUUUCUCUCGUCGUCGUCUCGUCUUCCCACCUCUCGGAUUCCCGAGCUCCACACGACACGACCCACCUCGGCCACUCUCCGCCGUCGGUGGCCAGUGGCCUCCACCCCCUCCGUCCCCCGGGGACCACACCGGCGUAACAUCAGCCACACCUCCGGCAGAUCUUUCCCCCGCCGCUUAAUUCACCUCGUGCGCGCGCGGCGCCGCUCGUUGCCUAGCUAGCUAGCUCGGCCGCAAUCUAGUAGUAGUAGUAGGAGGAGGAGGAGCGGCGGCGGCGGCGGAUCCUAUGUCGGGGGCAAUCGCUUCCUCGCCGGCGGCUACUCUCUUCCUCGCUGGCUCCUCCUCCUCUUCGCCGCGGCGCAGGCGGAGCAGGGUGAGCGGGGUUUGGUGGCACUUGUAUGGUGGCACGGGGCUGCGGUUGCAUUGGGAGCGGCGGGGUUUGGUUCGGGACGGAGCCGUCGUGUGCUCGGCGUCGGCCGCCGGUGGUGAGGAUGGCGUCGCGAAGGCGAAGACGAAGUCAGCGGGGAGCUCGAAGGCGGUCGCUGUGCAGGGCAGCACGGCCAAGGCUGAUCAUGUUGAGGAUUCAGUUUCAUCACCCAAAUACGUGAAACCUGCCGUUGCGAAGCAAAAUGGAGAGGUUGUGAGCAGAGCUACCAAAUCUGAUGCACCAGUGUCUAAACCCAAAGUUGACCCGUCAGUUCCUGCUUCCAAGGCUGAAGCUGAUGGUAAUGCACAAGCUGUGGAAUCGAAGGCUGCACUGGACAAGAAGGAAGACGUCGGUGUUGCUGAACCGUUGGAAGCUAAGGCUGAUGCUGGUGGAGAUGCAGGUGCAGUAAGCUCUGCAGAUGAUAGUGAGAACAAGGAAUCUGGUCCAUUGGCAGGGCCAAAUGUGAUGAAUGUCAUUGUGGUGGCUUCUGAAUGUUCUCCUUUCUGUAAAACAGGUGGUCUUGGAGAUGUUGUGGGUGCUUUGCCUAAGGCUCUGGCAAGAAGAGGACAUCGUGUUAUGGUUGUGAUACCAAGAUACGGAGAAUAUGCAGAAGCCAAGGAUCUAGGUGUCCGCAAACGUUACAGGGUAGCUGGACAGGAUUCAGAAGUGAGUUAUUUUCAUGCUUUUAUCGAUGGUGUUGAUUUUGUGUUUCUAGAGGCCCCUCCCUUUCGACACCGGCACAAUGAUAUUUAUGGAGGAGAAAGAUUUGAUGUUUUGAAGCGUAUGAUUUUGUUCUGCAAAGCUGCUGUUGAGGUUCCUUGGUUUGCUCCAUGUGGUGGUUCCAUCUACGGUGAUGGCAAUUUAGUCUUCAUUGCAAAUGAUUGGCAUACUGCACUUUUACCCGUAUAUUUGAAGGCAUAUUACCGAGAUAAUGGCUUGAUGCAGUAUACUCGCUCUGUUCUUGUGAUACACAACAUUGCUCAUCAGGGUCGUGGCCCUGUAGAUGACUUCGCCACGAUGGACUUGCCCGAGCACUACAUCGAUCAUUUCAGACUGUACGACCCCGUCGGCGGUGAGCACAGCAACGUGUUCGCCGCUGGCCUGAAGAUGGCUGACCGCGCGGUCACCGUCAGCCAUGGCUAUCUGUGGGAGAUCAAGACAAUGGACGGUGGCUGGGGCCUCCACGAGAUAAUAAACCACAACGACUGGAAGCUGCAGGGCAUCGUGAACGGCAUCGACAUGGCCGAAUGGAACCCCGAGGUGGACGAGCACCUGCAGUCCGACGGCUACGCCAACUACACGUUCGAGACGCUGGACACCGGCAAGAAACAGUGCAAGGAGGCGCUGCAGCGGCAGCUGGGCCUGCAGGUCCGCGACGACGUGCCGCUGAUCGGGUUCAUCGGGCGGCUCGACCACCAGAAGGGCGUGGACAUCAUCGGCGACGCGAUGCCGUGGAUCGCCGGGCAGGACGUGCAGGUGGUGAUGCUGGGCACGGGGCGGCCGGACCUGGAGGAGAUGCUGCGGCGGUUCGAGUCGGAGCACAACGACAAGGUGCGCGGGUGGGUGGGGUUCUCGGUGCAGCUGGCGCACCGGAUCACGGCGGGCGCCGACGUCCUCCUGAUGCCGUCGCGGUUCGAGCCGUGCGGGCUGAACCAGCUGUACGCCAUGGCGUACGGCACCGUGCCCGUGGUGCACGCCGUGGGCGGGCUCCGCGACACGGUGGCGCCGUUCGACCCGUUCGCCGACACGGGGCUCGGGUGGACGUUCGACCGCGCCGAGGCGAACCGGAUGAUCGACGCGCUCGGGCACUGCCUCAACACGUACCGGAACUACAAGGAGAGCUGGAGGGGGCUCCAGGCGCGCGGCAUGGCGCAGGACCUCAGCUGGGACCACGCCGCCGAGCUCUACGAGGACGUCCUCGUCAAGGCCAAGUACCAGUGGUGAGCUGGUGGUAUUUUUCGCGACGCCUCUGGAUCCCGCCGUGGAUGGGCGCGCUUUUUCUCUAGGGCGGCUCUGCGUCGGAGACGCUCAGACGCAUCGCGCGCGUUCGCGCCCACACGAUGACUGGCACGCUGCUGCUGAGACGGCGGCACGCGAUGCCAUCAUGCCACCGGACGGUAGGAGCAACGGUGGAAGUGAACUGUACUACUGGUGCUACACUGCUACUACAUGAGAUCUGCUCUUAUUGGUCACGUACUCACGUUCACGCUGAAUUACCGAAUGUGUUGUGUCUUGUGUGUGUGUGUUAAAGGCAUUGUCCUGGUAAAUGGUGGAGACGAGAUGGCCGGGUCGCGGGAGUUAUAUUUGUAUAUGUUGCCAGCUUUCUGAGUUUUUCAAGCCAGUGCGGCUCUUCAGUGCAGGUUCCAAGCAAGUUCAGUGCCGGAUGUUAACCA
Messenger RNA from Oryza sativa Japonica Group (Japanese rice), 2836 nucleotides. The record is from RefSeq and is a predicted model, not a curated record. NCBI's taxonomy places the organism in Eukaryota, Viridiplantae, Streptophyta, Magnoliopsida, Poales, Poaceae.